CUUUGCAGAACUCUGUUCUGUCUUAGUUCUCAAUUGUCAGCUAAGUCUCCUCCGGGAGUUUAAUCGGCCUAAAUUUUUUAUUUUAUUUGAAGAUAAAGCUGCCUGUCCGGAAGGCAGAGACCCGGCAAAGGAACAAAGAGAACUUCAGUUUAGCACUGGGUUCUGAACUUCUGCCGAUCGAUCUAGCCAAUUUGUGUAAAGAAAUGUAUGCUUUUGUUGGUGACAACGUGUGCGUUGACCCCCAUAAUAGGAAGGAAGAUUUCCAAAGCUCUCUCAAAUCUCAAUGACCUUAAAUUAACCUAGUCACUGAAGUUAGCCCUACUUGUUUUUGACAUUUUUGGUCACUGUUAUCUCGUGACGAGAAAGAAUUUUUUAUUAAUGGAGUUUGCUUCAAACUGUUUUGCUUAACCCUUUGGGCAAAAGAUUACUAAUUUUUCAAGCAAGCGGAGGACUUUAAUUGGUUGAUUUUUGGUUCUAUUUGGAUUUUAACACUUACAUAAAAUCGUUUGCAAUGCUUUGUUCAAACUUGGUACCCUCGUCCUUACGAUUCAAAUUCAUCUUUUCAUAAAGAUAACUUAAAUUGUAAGAGAUUUGUCUGAACUUGGAGAUUGAUGCUUUGUAACGCGGGAUUGGCAUGUUAGGACAGGUUGAUCUAGAAUCUCGGUAGUGUUCACUCGCAAUUACAGUACUGUACAAUGCCUGUCCGGAAGCUCAAAGCUCAAUGAAAAUUUAAAAGUAGGAGCAUCAGCCAUGUGCCCCAAGCUCAAAAUCUUCCGAUCCCCUUUUCUUCAACUCUUUUUUUUUAUUAAAAUAUAUGUGACCUUGGUCAAAUUCACCUUCAUUUUCAAGUUUCAGGAAAUUUCUAUAUUUGAUUAAUUUGUUACUCAUCUUCCAACAGAGUAAUUUCUUGUAUAGUAAGCAUUUUCUGAUUUCUUGCUGGGACGACUCACUAGGUCCCUUUUAUUUGUUAGAUUGAACUGCGAUUGGAGAUGAUACUUCUCAGUCUUAAUGAGAUAAAGAUGCCAAAACUAAAUAGCAUGGGGAAGUUGGGAACAUGGAAGAGUGUUCACAGGACUAUCUUUAUACUAGGUACUUGUGCUCUUCUCGUUUCUGUUGCUACCUUGUCUAGAUCUUACUCUAUUAAAUCUCUCCUUGUUACUGAUUCCUUCUGCAAUCAUGUAAAUCCUGAGAAUCCAAGUAGAAGUGAAGGCGAUGUGAGAGUAAAUUUUGAGUCUGUUACUCAAAGAAUUCGACAAGAAAUGAAUGAGUUGAGAGGCAUGGCGCAAGAGUCAUCAUCAUCAGAAAUCUUGGUGAGACACAGUGCUUUUCUUGCUGAUAUUCUCGGUCUAAUUGAGUCAAUGCAGGCAUCUUUGACAUCAACUAGACAGCAGAACACUGAAAACAAGGCCGUCCAUCCCCUGGUGAAAUCAAGUCAACAAUCUGAUGACCCUGCGGACUACUUUCUGAUUGAAGAGAUUCGAAAGUAUGUCAGGGUCAAGCCAAACAGAUUAGGAAAACAGAACUUCAUGGGAGCUAAUGGCACAUUCACAAGUAUUGGUCACACUUGUUUUGCGAUGAAGAGAGAGCUAGAAGAGUACAUGGAUUACGAUGUUGGUGAAAUCUGCAAUGAUGACUGGAAACUAGCUCAGAAACUAAUGAUUCAUGGUUGUGAUCCACUACCAAGAAGAAGGUGCCUUGCAAGAGCCCCAAAGCUAUACAGCCAGCCAUUCCCCAUUACCGAGUCCAUGUGGAAGCUUCCUGAUGAUCGCAAUGUUCGAUGGAGUGGAUACAGAUGCAAGAACUUCACUUGUCUGGCAAACAAUGCUACUCGCAAGGGAUUCUUCAAAUGUGCAGAUUGCUUCAAUCUUUCAGAUCAUGAAAUGCCCAGAUGGAUUAAGCCAGUGGAUUUAGACCCUGAAACAAAUUUGACAGCAGAUUUUUUUAUACCUGAAGUGCUGGAUAUCAAGCCUGGGGAGAUUAGAAUUGGAUUGGAUUUCAGUGUAGGAACUGGGACUUUUGCAGCCAGGAUGAGAGAGUUCAAUGUCACGAUAGUUUCAGCAACAAUCAACCUUGGGGCACCUUUUAAUGAGAUGAUAGCUCUUCGAGGACUAGUGCCACUUUAUUUGACUAUAAAUCAGCGCCUCCCAUUCUUCGACAACACCCUGGAUUUGAUACAUACGACGAGAUUUCUUGAUGGUUGGAUUGAUUUUGUACUCCUUGACUUUGUGCUGUUUGAUUGGGAUAGAGUUUUGAGGCCAGGGGGUUUGCUCUGGAUUGACAGUUUUUUCUGUUUGAAGGAAGACUUGGACGAUUACUUGGAGGCAUUCAAGGUUCUAAGGUACAGAAAACACAAAUGGACAGUUGUUCCAAAGCGAGAUAAAGAUGAUCGAGAGGUGUUCUUUUCUGCUGUAUUAGAGAAGCCGCCAAGGCCAUUCCGAUGACCAUAUACAUUGUAGUAUCGUACUGUUAUGUUCAUUAUACAUCUAUAGCCAUGCGGUUCAAAAUUUUCAUGUAAGAAUGCAGGCAAAAAAUUGCAUCCAGAACUGGUUCUAGUUCCUUAUCAAAAUGUUUGUAGAAGCCAAUCUAGAAACAUUACACUAAUUUCUGCAUUCUGGUAUUUGUUGUAUUUGUUUGUAUUGAGCAAUGCUACACAUGUGGACAAAACCUAGAUGGGUGUAAAUUUGCCUACAAAUUGUAAUCUUUUGAGGUACGGACAGAGAAACAAUCGGAGGAAUAAGAAGGCAUAUCAUGAUAAGAAGCAUCUCUUUUUGGUGAGGCUGUCCUUUUCUUCGCUGACAGUGAGUGUGGCUGUUGAGACAGAUUUUUCCACAUUCAAUGGGCCAAAGCUUGUAAAAAUGGAAUCGGGCCACCAAAACAGAUAAAAGUAACCAUUUGCUACUG
This is a messenger RNA of Durio zibethinus, 2901 nucleotides long. Lineage: Eukaryota; Viridiplantae; Streptophyta; Magnoliopsida; Malvales; Malvaceae. The record is from RefSeq and is a predicted model, not a curated record.